Messenger RNA from Rosa rugosa (rugosa rose), 2141 nucleotides. RefSeq names its product purple acid phosphatase 3-like. Gene Ontology annotation, molecular function: ferrous iron binding; ferric iron binding; acid phosphatase activity. Lineage: Eukaryota; Viridiplantae; Streptophyta; Magnoliopsida; Rosales; Rosaceae. The transcript has 6 exons. The coding region runs from base 217 to 1218 and encodes 333 amino acids. The record is from RefSeq and is a predicted model, not a curated record.
GCUUUCCAAGCUUGUUACUUGAAACCAAAAUGUGGCAUCUCCAUUUAUAACACAUACAUUGCUCUGCAACGUUUUGAAGAUUAACCGACAGAAACCCUCAUAGAUCGAGCCAGUCCUCACUGCCCCUCUCUCUUAAGUAACACGCUGACAGACAUAAAAGAACUAACCAGCUUGAUCAGUGAGGGAGUCUGAAAAAUCUUAUUCUGGGUAAUAAGGAUGCAGUAUAUGGGCGUGUACGUCGUCGUAAUGAGGUGGUUGCUCUGGUUGUGGGUGGUUUGCAUGUCAGUGUCAGCUCAGCUUCACCGGUUUGAGCACCCCGUCGUCAAAACCGAUGACUCCCUGAGCUUUCUGGCCGUCGGAGAUUGGGGACGAAGAGGCGCUUACAAUCAAUCUCUAAUCGCUCAUCAGAUGGGAAUAAUCGGAGAGAAAUUAAACAUAGACUUUGUGGUCUCAACUGGGGAUAACUUUUACAAGACGGGAUUGACCAGCGUAAACGACCCCAAGUAUCCCGAGUCCUUUACUCAAAUCUACACUGCUCAGAGCCUCCAAAAACAAUGGUACAUUGUACUUGGGAACCAUGACUACAGGGGAAAUGCUUUGGCACAGCUGAGUCCGGUUCUUCGGAAGAUGGACAGCCGGUGGCUUUGCCUGAGGUCAUUUCUCGUCAACACGAAAAUUGCAGACUUCUUCUUCAUCGACACCAAUCCAUUUGUGGACAAGUACUGGUCCAACCCAAAGCACUACAAGCACGAUUGGAGAGGUGUCGUUCCUAGGCAGCGCUACCUCUCUACCCUCUUGAAGGAUCUGGAUUUUGCAUUGAGAAAUUCUACUGCAAACUGGAAGAUUGUCGUUGCACAUCAUACAAUCAGAAGCGUAGGGCAUCACGGGGAUACCCAGGAAAUAGUAGACCAGAUUCUUCCCAUUCUCGAGGCAAAUAAUGUUAGAGCCUACAUAAACGGACAUGACCACUGCUUGGAACACAUAAGUAGCCCCAAGGGCCAAAUACAAUUCUUGACUACUGGUGGUGGCUCCAAGGCAUGGAAAGGUGACCUCUCUAGGUUGAAUCAAGGCGGGUAUGAGUUUUACUACGAUGGGCAAGGCUUCCUCUCUGCUCAAAUUCGACCAACCGAUGCAGAAUUUGCAUUCUACGAUGUUUCCGGUAGAGUUUUGCAUCGUUUCAAUAUAUCCAAUUCCAAGGGGCUUCACAGUUCCAUAUAGGCCUCGUUUGGUUCACGGAAGGGAAAUCAAUUCUCUUGUCUUUCCCGUGGGGAAAGGAAACUAAAGUUCCUAUCAGAUUUCAUUUCCUGUGUUUGGUAAAGCAGGGAAAACAUCCAGGAAAGACCAUUUGAUUUCCCUUCCAAUGUUUGGUUGGUGCAGAAAAUGAAAAUAAAAAUAUAUCAAUGUUUCAAUAAUACCCUUCUAUUUUAAAAUAAAAACAACCUAGAAUGAAUUUUCAACACUACCAAGGGUACUCAAGCAAUUAAUAUUGGGGUAUUAUUGUCCAAAAUUAUUGCAAUUAAUGCUGGGAAAUGGGAUGGGAAACUCAAUCCUAUGAAGUUUGAGUGGAAUGAGUUUACCCCCAACUUUCCCCUAUGUCAGGAAAGCAUUUCCGGACUUUGUGGUUACCAAACAAAGGAAAGGAAAGUUAUUUCUUUUCCAAGUCCUUAAAUCCACGAAACAAACAAGGCCGUAGCGUAAACAAAAGUAAGAUCAUGGGGCAUCUAUAUUAUGUUCAAUAAAAUGACCCCUUUUGUGCUUGCAACUUGUUAAUAUUGAUGAAAUAAAAAGCUGCUCAUCUAUGAACAAAUCAAUCUUGCUGAACAAUAGACUUGCCACACUUAAAAGUGGAGGUCCAAUGUAAUUAAGUCCUGAACUACCACAUUCAUCUGAGACCUGGGACAAAGACUAAAUCUUAAACAUGUUAUAUACAGAGCACCAAAUACAUGGUAUUUUCACUAGUUCUAAGACUUUAACUAUCCCGUUUAAGUAGGUCAGUUCAGUCAUGCCUCCACCAUCUAUGUAGUUCACUAUGGCAGGAUCUUAACUCGACUUUGCUCAGUUCGUAACAAAAUGGUACCUGGAAUCCACAUAGCUCUCAACAUCCCAGAGGAAAGAACCGAAAGUCACAGCUUCCAAAACAA